AUGUUUGUCGCAGGAACUGAUACCAGCUCCUCUAUCCUGGGGUGGAUGAUGACAGAACUCUUAAGGCACCCGAUGGUGAUGCAGAAGCUAAAAGAUGAGAUAAGCAAUGUGAUUAGUGGUAGAACUCGCAUAACUGAGGAAGAUUUAAGUAGCAUGCCAUAUUUGAAAGCAGUGAUUAAAGAAAGUUUUCGAUUACAUCCCCCAGGUCCGUUGUUGCUUCCAAGGGAAUCCGUGGAAGAUGCCAAAGUGAUGGACUUUGACAUUGCAGCAGGCACACAAUUAUUAGUUAACGCAUGGGCAAUUGCAAGAGAUCCUUCUUAUUGGGAGAAAGCUGAAAUGUUUGAACCAGAGAGAUUCUUAAACAGUUCAAUAGAUGUGAAAGGACAGGAUUUUGAAGUUCUUCCAUUUGGAGCAGGAAGGAGGGGUUGUCCAGGAAUAAUGUUUGCCAUGAAUGUGAUUGAGUUGGUCCUAGCAAACCUUGUUCACCAAUUUAACUGGGAAGUGCCUAAUGGAGUAAUGGGGGAUCAGACACUGGACAUGACUGAAACUACUGGAUUGGUCAGUCAUAGAAAAUUCCCUCUCAUGGCAAUGGCAUCCCAUCAUGCAUAAUAAGAAGUUAAUGGUAAGAACUUCAAAUAACUUUGUUUCGUUCUCUUCAGUGAAGGACAUAGAAUAAACAUUGUUGAAGUAAAUUAAAGGAGUGAAACAUACCACAUCCAUGAGAAUCUCAACGAGGCUGACAUGGUUCUCAAGAAGCUCACAUUUGAAACCAGUAGUUUUUGGACCUAAUGUAUUCGUCCUCAUUGAGUAUAGUAGAUGUGGUAUCAAGAGUAGUUAACCGAAGGGGAUCACCCAUUUGUGUCAUUGUCAACUAAUUAUAUCUAGUUGAUAAUAAGAAAAAGUCAGAAGAUUAGUCUU
This is a messenger RNA of Vigna unguiculata (cowpea), 918 nucleotides long. RefSeq names its product cytochrome P450 736A117-like. Gene Ontology annotation, molecular function: heme binding; oxidoreductase activity, acting on paired donors, with incorporation or reduction of molecular oxygen; monooxygenase activity. NCBI's taxonomy places the organism in Eukaryota, Viridiplantae, Streptophyta, Magnoliopsida, Fabales, Fabaceae. The record is from RefSeq and is a predicted model, not a curated record.